AUGUGUGAUUGUGCUGAAGAGUUAGAGCGACAACGGCUCAAAGCUAUACGCGCUCUGUCACGCGGGACUUCCCCGCCACCAACUCCCGGUUGGUUGGCGCGUCUGUUCGGCUCUGGCGGCGACGGUUCCGGCGGAUGGUUCCCCAUAAUCGGAGGCUCCACAAUUCUCUUGGCACUAUGUGGACUGUUUUACCAGAAAUUUGAAAGCAUUAAACAAUUCUUUGGCGUUGGGAAAGGAAAAGACCCAUGCGAGGGGCGAGUUCGGAAACCUCCCCCUCGUGAAACUUUCAAGCCUUGCCGCUGCGAUUCGUAA
Molecule: messenger RNA, 312 nt
Organism: Leptosia nina
Lineage: Eukaryota; Metazoa; Arthropoda; Insecta; Lepidoptera; Pieridae
Source: the annotation of a GenBank genome assembly